GCCGUGACGUCAAGUGCCACAUGGGAUGCCAACUUUCAAGGCAAGAAGGUGGUAAUUGUGCUCGACAACGCACCUGCACACUCACAAACCGAGCAGCGAGUUCAGCCGCACGAGGACUUGGUACUUCUGCGCCUUGGGCCGUACUCUCCAAUGUUGAACCCUACUGAAAGUUGUUUUAGCGUUCUGAAGGCCCACAUCAAGAGAUUUCUUGCCUCGCGCACGAACCUGCUGUUUGAGCGCAGGGAGUUCAAUUCCUUCCUGGAAAGUCGCAUGCGAUUGCUCGAAGAAGCUGCCCGGGAAAGCCUACCAUGUAUUACCCAGUCGUUGGUUAUUCGGAAGGCUAUGUUUUGUCAGCGCAAUGUCGAGAAGGCGCUUCGAUUCGAGGAUAUGUCCUAUGGAAUGUGA
Molecule: messenger RNA, 405 nt
Organism: Aphanomyces astaci
Lineage: Eukaryota; Oomycota; Saprolegniomycetes; Saprolegniales; Verrucalvaceae
Exons: 1
Molecular function (GO): nucleic acid binding
Source: RefSeq, a predicted model, not a curated record